Acanthisitta chloris (rifleman) is the source of this 2844-nucleotide messenger RNA. RefSeq names its product myosin light chain kinase 2 (gene MYLK2). Lineage: Eukaryota; Metazoa; Chordata; Aves; Passeriformes; Acanthisittidae. Gene Ontology annotation, cellular component: cytoplasm; nucleus. Gene Ontology annotation, biological process: protein phosphorylation; intracellular signal transduction; positive regulation of apoptotic process. The transcript has 12 exons. Bases 1 to 2844 code for a protein of 947 amino acids. Gene Ontology annotation, molecular function: protein serine/threonine kinase activity; ATP binding. The record is from RefSeq and is a predicted model, not a curated record.
AUGGAGCAGGGCGAUGGGGCGGACGAUGCCGGCACUGGGGGGACUGGUGGCACAGCCCCCACUGAAGCAGAGGGCAGCACAGCUCCCCAGGCUGCCCAGCCCCAAGGGGGGACAGCGCCGGCUGCCAGCGCAGAUGAGCCUGGGCAGGAGAAGGCUGAAGUUGAUGCUGGAGGAGGGAAGGCAGAGCCAGCGCGGGAGACAGCCCCGGCUGUUCCAGAGCCUCGGGAGGGACAGCAAGCAGUGCCGGCAGAGGAGGAUUCAGCUGUGCAGCACAGUGGACGACAGGAAUCAUCUGAUGGAGGGCAGGCAGCAUCCGUGGGAGAGAAGAUGCCAACUGGGACCCAGGGUGUAGAGAAGGAUGGGAAGGAUGAGCCUGGGAAGAAGAAAGCUCCAGCUGCAGGAGACCUUAAAGGAGGGAAGGCAGCACCCAUGGAGGAGAAGGCUCCAGCUGCUGCCAAGGCUCAGGACAGGAAGAAGGAUGAGCCUAGGAAGAAGGGUCCAGCUGCUGUCAAGGCUCAGGACAGGGGUAAGGAUGAGCCUGGGAAGAAGAAAGCUCCAGCUGCAGGAGAGCUCAAAGGAGGAAAGGCUCCAGCUGCUGCUGAGGCUCAGGAUGGAGGCAAGGAUGAGCCCAGGGAGGAGAAGGCUCCGCCUGCAGGACAAUCUGAAGGAGAGAAGGUAGUGCCCAUGGAGGGGAAGGGCCUGACUGUAACUGAAGCUCAGGAUGGAGGAAAGGAUGAGCCCAGGAAGGAGCAAGCUCCUGGUGAGUCAGGGGCUGAUGGUGGUGGGAAAUCAGAGCCCAUGGAGAAGGCACUUCCAGUUGCAGCAGAGUCUGAAGGAGGGAAGGCAAAACUCAUGGAGGAAACAGCCUUGGCUGCAACUCAGGCUCAGGAUGGAGGCAAAGAAGAGCCUGCAAAGGAGAAAACCACAGUGAUUGUAAAGGACAAGGUUCCGGCCACUACUAAUGCUCUGGAUGCAGGGAAGCAAACUGCAAAUGCAGAGCAAGCCCCAGUUGAAAACAAAUCUGCAAAGGAGAAAGCCCCAACUGCUGCAAAGGCUCAGGGUGGGGCGAACAAAGUGGUAAAGACAGAAAAAGCCCCAGCAGCAAAAAAAGCUCCAAAUGCAGCCAAAGAGGAGCCUGCAAAGGAGAAGGCCAUAAUUCCUGCAAAGGAGAAGGCCCCAGAUGCUGCUAAGGCUCAGGAUGGAGAGAAGGUGGCAGCAAAGGCAGAGAAAACCCCAGUUGCAAAAGUGGCUCAAGGUGGAGGCAAAAAAGAGCCUGCAAAGGAGAAAGCUCCAUCAACUGUGAAGAUGCAGGAUGGAGGGAAGAAAACUGCAAAUGUGGAAAAAUCCACAGUUGCAUCAAAGGCUGGGGAUGGAGGAAAAGAUCCUGCAAAGGAGAAGAUCCCGGCAGCUGCAAAGGCUCAGGGGGAAGGGAAGGAAGUACCAAAGGAGGCAGAAGGACAGCCACCGAGGGUCCCCGAGCCCCCACGCCCAGUUCUGCUGCAGAGCCUGAGCUGCCCAGCCAUCUGCCACAGGGAGGACCAGCCACGGGCAGACGUAGCAGAGAUGGAGAUGAUACCAGAGGAGACCAUGGUGGCUGAGCCAAGAGCAGGUCCAACUGCCCCAUCCGCCCUGGGGGACCUGCAGCCCUCGGAGCUCCCUGGCACCCCACAGGAGAGGACAUUGCCCAGUGCUACAGGGCAACCCCCAGAUCCUGCUGGGGUCAAGGAGCAGCCUGGGGGGCAACCAUCCUUGAAAGAGGAAAAGCCACCCCCCAGCCCCUACCUCACCUCUGAUUUUGGGAAGGAAGACCCUUUUGAGAUACUGGAUGACAUCCCUCCACCUCCAGCACCCUUCCCGCACCGCACCGUCACACUGCACUCUGCCAGCGUCAGCUCCCUGUUCAGCCUCAACUCCAAGGACAUCCUCGGAGGGGGCAAGUUCGGUGAAGUCCACACAUGCACUGAGAAGCAGACAGGGCUCAAGCUGGCAGCCAAAGUAAUCCGGAAACAGGGAGCCAAGGACAAGGAGAUGGUGCUGCUGGAGAUCGAUGUGAUGAACCAGCUGAACCACCAUAACCUCAUCCAGCUCUAUGAUGCCAUUGAGACGUCCCGGGAGAUCAUCCUCUUCAUGGAGUUUGUGGAGGGUGGUGAGCUCUUUGAGCGGAUCAUCGAUGAUGACUACCACCUGAGGGAGGUGGACUGCAUGGUGUUCGUCCGGCAGAUCUGCGAGGGCAUCCGCUUCAUGCACCACAUGUGUGUCCUCCACCUCGACCUCAAGCCUGAGAACAUCCUGUGUGUUGCUGCCACUGGGCAUAUGGUGAAGAUCAUUGACUUUGGGCUGGCUCGAAGGUACAACCCCAACGAGAAGCUGAAGGUGAACUUUGGCACACCCGAAUUCCUCUCCCCUGAGGUGGUCAACUACGAGCAGGUUUCCUACUCCACAGACAUGUGGAGCAUGGGCGUCAUCACCUACAUGCUGCUAAGCGGCCUCUCCCCGUUCUUGGGUGAUGAUGACACCGAGACACUCAACAAUGUCCUCGCUGCCAACUGGUAUUUCGAUGAGGAGACCUUUGAGAGUAUCUCCGAUGAGGCCAAGGACUUUGUCUCAAACCUCAUCAUCAAGGAUAAGAGUGCCCGGAUGAGUGCUGACCAGUGCCUGCAGCAUCCCUGGCUCAACAAUCUGGCAGAAAAGGCCAAACGCUCCAACCUGCGCCUGAAGUCACAGGUGCUGCUCAAGAAAUAUGUCAUGCGGCGCCGCUGGAAGAAAAACUUCAUUGGAGUGUGUGCUGCCAACCGCUUCAGGAAGAUCACCAGCUCAGGGUCCCUGACAGCGCUGGGUGUCUGA